Molecule: messenger RNA, 1305 nt
Organism: Lecanosticta acicola
Lineage: Eukaryota; Fungi; Ascomycota; Dothideomycetes; Mycosphaerellales; Mycosphaerellaceae
Source: the annotation of a GenBank genome assembly
AUGCUCUCAGAACUACCAGUGGAGCUGCUUGAUCUCACUUUUUCAUUCCUCGACCAGGACGACACUGCAACAUGGACAGCUCUUUGCACGACCAGUAAAUUGUGCCAAAAGCUGGCCACGGCGUACCUAUAUGGGAAGGUAAAUUUGUCCAGCAGUAAUGAUGGGCUGAAAGGAUGGGCCGAACACUCCGAACUACUUGCUGAACGCGUCCAACUCAUUUGUCGAACCUUUGUGGAGAACAUGGCUCUGGCAAAACUUGUCGAGACACUGGUGUGGCCUCAUCUGGAUGACUACUACGUGGAGACCAAUUCCAGCAAGGAGUUCCAAACUCUUCUCAUUGACGAUUUGAAGCAGAGAGGUCUGCCGCGAGACUUUGCUCGCACACUCGCAAGGUACGAUACACGUUCCACUUUGGCCGUGGUUGUGAUCCACCUCUGUUCCGAAAUCAACACGCUGGAGCUGACGGGCGUAGACGGGAAUACUGUCGAUAACUUGCAGCUCUACAUGGGCCAAGAUUCUCCAGAUUUCCAUGUUGGCCUGAAGCAGGUCUCUCACGUCCGACUACACUUAUAUUACGGGAGCAGUGGACGUAAGACCGACAAUUUUGAUUUCUUUUUACGUUUGCCGGCCCUUCAAAGCAUGGUCGUCAGCAAUGUUCCAAGAUUGAACUACGUCGUUCGAGAUAUACCCUUUUUCGAUAGUUCUAUCAAAUACCUAGAAUUGACGCACUUCAAAGCGCAUUCUGACGACCUUGAACGGCUCCUACGACAUUGUGUCAAUCUCGAGAUACUCCGCAUUCAGUUCACUGGUGACAGGUUCCACCGGCGCCUGGAUUACGGUGGUAGUGGUGGUAUUGGCAAUAUUCUGCGUGACAAUACUCAGCAAUUACAACAUCUAGAGUUGGACUAUGAAUGGGAGGAGCCAUACCCUUUGAGCCCGAUGGAUCUCGCUACAAACGAACACAAUCCAGAUUAUCCGCUUUCAGGCCUGGGAGAUCUGUCUCCAUUGAAGAGUCUGCGACGGUUCCGACUAGCAAAGAGCGCUCUACUUGGUACACACCAUCAAGAUUCUCUCGAGGACGAGGUCGGAGCCAAUCACCCAAUCACACUGGAGAAUGCCUUCCCAGAUUCGAUUGAGGAGGUGGAGAUCAUAUGUCCAGAGAAACAGUUCUCAGCAGAUGACAUGUCACUCUUUCAAACCCCUGGAGUCGAAAGAUUGCGAAAUCUCACCAUCUUCAACUGCACGAAGGAUCGCUGGGCCUCCAAGAAGUACGGCGAGGGCUGUGCGAGUGAGCAGCAGUCAUGA